ACUACACAUUUGGACUCGAUGAGACCAGCGGGAUCAUGUCUGUGAAAGCUCUCACCUGCAGACUCUUGUUUCGUUCGUUAAAAUGCACGAUCGUCGCUUCAAGUAGAAACCAGCGGGCCCGACAUGCUGCAGCUGCUCUGCCGGGACGGAGCUCCUCCACCCGGGGGUACUACAACACGGCGAAGCCCAGGUACCCCGGACCGGGCGGAGAGCCCCACGCCCGGGUGGUGGACCUCCGCAGCGACACGGUGACCAAGCCCGGGCCGGCGAUGCGACAGGCCAUGGCGGAGGCCGAGGUCGGAGAUGAUGUGAUGGGAGAGGAUCCCACAGUUAAUGAGCUACAAAAAAUCGCAGCGGACAUGUUUGGGAUGGAGGCCGCGCUCUUCGUCCCCACUGGAACCAUGAGUAACCUCAUCGCAGUGAUGGUGCACUGUCGAGAGCGAGGCGACGAGAUGAUUGUGGGCGAUGUGUCGCACAUACACAUCUAUGAGCAAGGAGGAAGUGCACAGCUGGCCGGUGUCCACGCCACCACGGUGACCACACUCCCCGAUGGAUCGUUUGAUUUGAUGCAGCUGGAAUCGAAGAUCCGCCACGGUUACCCUGACCCCCACUACCCUCGCACACGCCUCAUCUGUGUGGAGAACACACACAACAUCCAGGGAGGACGUGUGCUGCCUCUGACCUUCUUGCAGGAGGUUCGUGCUUUAGCGGACAGAUACGAUCUGUCGGUUCACAUGGACGGAGCCAGGGUGAUGAACGCCGCUGCGGCCCAGGGGGUGCCUCCACACACCAUACUGCAGCACACACACACUGUCAGUGUGUGCCUCUCCAAGGGUUUGGGUGCCCCUGUGGGUACCAUGCUGGCCGGACCCAAAGACUUCAUCGCCCGAGCGUUGCGGUGCCGUAAGGCUCUGGGUGGGGGGAUGCGCCAGGCCGGUGUACUAGCAGCAGCUGGAAAAGUGUCUUUACUGGAUAUGGUGGCACGACUGGAGGAGGAUCACCGCAACGCAAGAACCUUCGCUCAAGCUCUGCUCGACUUUGACCCUCUGUUUGCCGUUGACAUGGCGACCGUGGAGACAAACAUCCUGCGUUUCUAUAUGAAGGAGCCCACUUUGAGUCCCGCUGAGUUCUGCGCCCGCAUGGUCCAGGUCGGCGAGGGAGAGGAGGCUGCACUGGGACAAGGGGUACAAGUUCUCAUGUACCCUCAUUUUGAAAACUCGGUCCGGGCUGUGUGGCAUCUAGGGAUCUCCCCUGAAGAUACCCAGCUGGCCAUCCAGAAAAUGCAAUUUGUUGCCUCUCAGCACUUGAAGGAGAAAGGCAGGGACCAGUGAAACCUGAUGUUUGAUUUAAGGUGGAAUAAAUAAGACUGAUCAUAGAAAUGUAAUCUAGGAAAAGACUUGAGGACAUUAAAACUACUGAAGUCACUUUGGAUCAUGGACCUCUUUAUAUCCAUAGUUAUUUUUAGCGAUUUUCUAAUUGCUCUGCAUUAAAUUGAACAAACUUG
Molecule: messenger RNA, 1504 nt
Organism: Limanda limanda (common dab)
Lineage: Eukaryota; Metazoa; Chordata; Actinopteri; Pleuronectiformes; Pleuronectidae
Exons: 7
Coding region: 36-1331 (431 amino acids)
Biological process (GO): L-threonine catabolic process; glycine biosynthetic process
Cellular component (GO): cytosol
Molecular function (GO): L-allo-threonine aldolase activity
Source: RefSeq, a predicted model, not a curated record